GUGUUUCCGGUGGAACAGAAGGGGCCGAGGCUGGCACGGUUCCGGUCGCUGGAGUCUGCCCUUCUUGGGGACGAUGUUUUAUCACAUCUCCCUGGAGCACGAGAUCCUGCUGCACCCGCGCUACUUCGGUCCCAACUUGCUCAACACGGUGAAGCAGAAGCUCUUCACCGAGGUAGAGGGGACCUGCACGGGGAAGUAUGGCUUUGUAAUUGCUGUCACCACUAUUGACAACAUUGGUGCUGGUGUGAUUCAGCCAGGCCGAGGCUUUGUCCUUUAUCCGGUUAAGUACAAGGCCAUUGUUUUCCGGCCCUUUAAAGGGGAAGUCGUGGAUGCUGUUGUCACUCAGGUCAACAAGGUUGGACUCUUCACAGAAAUUGGGCCCAUGUCUUGCUUCAUCUCUCGACAUUCCAUCCCAUCAGAGAUGGAGUUUGAUCCUAACUCCAACCCACCAUGUUAUAAGACAAUGGAUGAGGACAUUGUGAUUCAGCAGGAUGAUGAGAUCCGCUUAAAGAUUGUGGGGACCCGUGUGGACAAGAAUGACAUUUUUGCUAUUGGCUCCCUGAUGGACGAUUACUUGGGGCUUGUGAGCUGAGCACGAGGGCUCCUACUUCGUUUGGUCCUGAUCAAGGAAGUGUGAGUGUCACACUUCCCAUGUUGUCCAAGAGGCCUUGUCUGGCUGCUGUUGGGGAGGCAAAGAAGGUUCCUUGUCCCUCAAAGACAUCUGGUGCUUCUUCCAGCUUAGCUGCUGCUCCCACAUUUUUGACUAUGUGUUUUAACCAUAAAAUGUCCUUGGUUCUCAUGGAA
This is a messenger RNA of Galeopterus variegatus (Sunda flying lemur), 804 nucleotides long. It is a transcript of the gene POLR2G, whose product is annotated as polymerase (RNA) II (DNA directed) polypeptide G. Gene Ontology annotation, molecular function: single-stranded DNA binding; translation initiation factor binding; single-stranded RNA binding. Gene Ontology annotation, biological process: positive regulation of translational initiation; DNA-templated transcription; positive regulation of nuclear-transcribed mRNA poly(A) tail shortening. The coding region runs from base 74 to 592 and encodes 172 amino acids. Lineage: Eukaryota; Metazoa; Chordata; Mammalia; Dermoptera; Cynocephalidae. Gene Ontology annotation, cellular component: RNA polymerase II, core complex; P-body. The record is from RefSeq and is a predicted model, not a curated record. The transcript has 8 exons.